CGUGCCGCGCCGGUCAUGUGCUCCAGGAUGAUACGAAGGUUCAGGUCGUGGUUCCACCCCAAACAUGACUCUACAACACUCCGCCCUAUCAGGAAACCCUCCAUGGUCCUGCCAAAGCCACCGCAGGCGAACGCCAUCACCAACCUAGCCCUCAGUGAGCCGCCCAGCUCAGAAGCAGAGGUGUUGAAGGUGAGAGAAGUAGACAUGUGCUUCAACACCAACGGCGCAGAUCACCACACUUACCGCUACGAGCUGAUGACUCGUCCUGUCAACCCGCAGUUGGUCGUCAGGCGAGGACAAUCCUUCCAGGUGGACCUGGUUCUGAGUCGGGCAUACAAUCCUGCCAUUGACGCCAUAUCUUUUGUCUUCACUGUCGCAGAGACAGAUAAGCCCAGCUACGGCCAUGGGACGCUGAUGGUGGUUCCCUUGUUAGCCAAAGGAUCUUCAACAGGAGAGAGCUGGACGGCUGUCCUGCAGAGGUCCUCAGAAAAUGUGAUAACCGUGCAUAUCACACCGUCUGCCACAUGUAUCGUUAGUGCCUGGAAGAUGGACAUCGACACAAAACUGUUGAAUGACGGAGCGAUCAGUUACAGCUGCAAGACCAAAAUUUACAUUUUGUUCAACCCCUGGUGUAAAAAGGACCAAGUGUACAUGAAGGAGGAGGAUCGUCGCAAGGAGUAUGUCAAGAUGGACACCGGGCUCAUCUGGCGAGGCAGUCACAACCAGCUGCGGCCUUGUCCGUGGAACUUUGCCCAGUUUGAGAAAGACAUCCUGGACUGUUCUCUCUACCUGGUGACUAAGAUAGGCAAAGUCCCUCUGUCCAGUUGCAACGACCCUGUCAGGAUAUCUAGAGCACUGAGUGCAGCUGUCAACUCACCCGAUGACAACGGAGCCCUGAUGGGCAACUGGACUGCCGAGUUUGACGGGGGAACUCCUCCCACCAAGUGGGUGGGCAGUGUCCGGAUCUUGCAGAAGUUUUACAGCUCCAAGAAACCUGUCAAGUACGGCCAAUGCUGGGUGUUUGCUGGAGUCCUCACCACAGUUUGUAGAGCUCUUGGCAUCCCCUCCAGACCUAUCACCACCUACUCCUCAGCCCAUGACACGCAAAACAGUUUGACAGUAGACUACUUUGUGGACGAGAAAGGUGACAUCAUGGAAGAGCUAACCAGUGACUCUAUUUGGAACUUCCAUGUGUGGAACGAGGUGUGGAUGAGGCGGCCAGACCUUGACCCCGGGGACUAUGAUGGAUGGAACGCCAUCGACGCCACGCCACAGGAGAUGAGCGAGGACAUGUUCCGCUGCGGCCCUGCGUCAGUCAAGGGAGUAAAACGUGGUGAGGUUCUGAAACCUUACGACUCUGCGUUCGUUUACGCUGAGGUGAACGCUGACAAAGUGUAUUGGAGGUAUUCUGGACCAACGCAGCCUCUGAAGCUACUGGGGAAAGAUGUCCAUGGUAUUGGUCAGAAGAUAAGCACGAAAGCUGUUGGCAAGUGGACCAUUGAAGACAUCACACUUUCCUACAAGUUCCCAGAAAAAAGCCAAGACGAGAGAGCGGCCAUGUUGAAAGCUUUGAAACAAAGUGAAAGCCUGUUCAGCAGAUACUACCUCAACGAAGAGUUCAACGAUGUCAAAUUUGACUUUAAACUUCGAGAUGAUAUUGUGAUAGGGUCACCAUUCAGUGCAGCUGUGGUGAUCGCCAAUAAGAGCAAGGACAAGGACUACACAAUCUCUGUGAUCCUGCGAGUGGACGCCGUCAUGUACACUGGUAAGAUUGAGGACUCUGUGAGGAAGGACAAGUUUGACAUUCUUGUCAAGAAGAAAUCAGAGGAAGAAGUAAAGAUCGACGUCACCUACAAUGAAUACAGAGAUAAGCUGGUGGACCAAGGAGCCUUCAACAUCGCCUGUCUGGCUACAGUGCACGACACCAACUACGAGUAUUUCGCUCAGGAUGACUUCAGAGUCAGAAAACCAGACAUCAAGUUUAAGAUUGAAGGCAGUCCCACGGAAGGCAAGGAGUUUUCCGUCACAGCUUCAUUACACAACCCACUUCCCCAUGCUCUCACCAGAGGGAGGUUUGUGGUUGAGGGUCCCAGCCUUGAGGCUCCCAUCAAGAUCAAACUUGAGAGUCCUGUUGAGCCCAACACAGACGCAAGUGUUACAUUCAAGGGGAGGCCGAGGUUCCCAGGGAAGACUACGAUCGCUGCCAAGUUUUACUCCAACGAGCUGGAGGAUGUCGAUGGGUUUACUGUGUUCAUGGUGGGAGAGAAGCCUCCAGGAGAUACAAACGGGAUUAGUAACAACAUCCCAACAUAACCUAAGAAGACGAACUCACAGUAUUGUGCUGAAGAAAUCCCUAGGACAAGACGUCUGGAAAUGAUGUCACCUGGUUUUAUCAGAUGUCAAAAAGAAAUUUUGUCAUAUUUUAAUCAGAAUAACCUUGUAUUAUAAUAAAAUCCUUACACCAAUACUGGAACCCUAUUUCAGUAAAGGUACAAUAAUGACUAUUUUUUUUUUAGUAUAUCUAAAAUUUGUAUUCCAAAAGUGUCAUAUGACUGAACAGGUUUCUAUAAAUAAGAUAAAACAAUGUGUUUUGUAUAUUCAGAUGAUUCAGAUGUAAGUUAUUGCUAUUGUUGUCCUCAUCUCUUGCCCAUUGAAAAAUUGUUGUGGCGUAAGACUCAUUGGUAAGCUAAGAGGUCAUUGGUGACCAUAGUGAAAAUGGAAAUGGUUGUCAUCAAAUCAACAAGUCUAGUUUAUUAGCCCAGGUUCUUACCAUUAUGAGCCGUUGUUUUCAGUAUUUAGCAGUAAAAAUGUAGCAUGUUCAAAAUAAGAUUAACUAGUACCUAUCAUCCAUACUUGCAUACUUAGUGCCAUAAUUAUAAUUUUCUUAAUCAUUGCAUUUUUGAACUUCAUUAAUACAUUUUCUUCUGUUGUAUGCAUGUCAUAGAUUUUUAUUUUAAAAUAAUAAAUAGUGCCUUACUUUGCCAUCACAUUUAUAGUCACUAAACCAUUAUGUUAGUUUUUAAUGUAUUUACAAAAUGUAUAAUUUUGUAUUUGUUAUUAAAUGAAUAAAAAUAACUAUGAAUAUGUUAAUACUUAAUAUUGUACCCUUGUGUUAUUUUUUACAGCUUUCCUUAUUUGUAUGCACCCCAGUUUGUUAUUAAUUUUUUGUUUACUUGUUUCCUUAGUUGUCUUAGUCCUUUAAUUGUUAUUUUAAAUCAAGUAUAAUUCGAUAUUUUAUACAUCCGUAGUAGUUAACUUUGUAUAGUUAGUUUUACUACACCUGCCAUUCAUUAGCUUUAGCUAUUUUUUUUAGCUUUUAACUUAUUUGCGUCCAUAAUUGUUUAAAUAAAGAGCAAUAUAUUUGAACAAUAAUUCAUAUUAAUUCAGUUUAUUUUAAUAAUUCUUCUUAUGCUAUUAAUAGUUAACAAUUCCUAUAAAUUGAGUUUAUUUUUAGCUAGUAAAGUCGUUGUUUUGUAAUUCAAUUUCAUUAAACACACAGUUUAAAGCUAUUUACGCUAGAGAUUGUUUCCCCUAAACCAUCGUAUAAACAAAAUUUUCUAUUUUGUCUAAUAGUUAUGAUAAUAAUGUCUGCAAUAUUAAGUUUAGCAUUACCAAAACUGUACUUGCAUUACAUAUUUUAUGGAUUUUUGUAAGUGUAAUUAAAAUAAUAAUCAUAA
Molecule: messenger RNA, 3677 nt
Organism: Macrosteles quadrilineatus (aster leafhopper)
Lineage: Eukaryota; Metazoa; Arthropoda; Insecta; Hemiptera; Cicadellidae
Product: annulin-like
Exons: 15
Coding region: 16-2313 (765 amino acids)
Biological process (GO): peptide cross-linking
Molecular function (GO): protein-glutamine gamma-glutamyltransferase activity
Source: RefSeq, a predicted model, not a curated record